Molecule: messenger RNA, 1286 nt
Organism: Polyodon spathula (Mississippi paddlefish)
Lineage: Eukaryota; Metazoa; Chordata; Actinopteri; Acipenseriformes; Polyodontidae
Product: mesenteric estrogen-dependent adipogenesis protein-like
Exons: 5
Coding region: 95-985 (296 amino acids)
Cellular component (GO): cytoplasm
Source: RefSeq, a predicted model, not a curated record
UGUGAACACUUCAAGUAUUAAAAGGAGCGCCUGAAAACAUUUUCGUCCCUUGACCACUAAAACAGCAUCUUGCAGUUUGAUUCUGUUUGUAAAGAUGUCUUUCAAAGGCAAUAGAAGCGGAGUAUCUAGAACGGUAUCUUCUGGUAUCGUCUCCAUUUCGUCCGGGGAAUUGCAUACCUUGACAACCUGUAACUGCGAAAUUGCAGUGCUGCCUGUGGAGCUCCUAUUCGAGCUGCAGAUCCCAUAUUUCCAGAAGAAUGACAACACCAUCACAGUUCAUAACCAGCUAGGGGGUUACAGUGUUUUCUGUGAUGGAAAAGUGGAGGCAGGGACAGAAACGUAUACCAUCAGGAACUACAUCGAGAGGUCAAAUCAGCUGAAAGGCCAUGCAGAUUAUAAAGACUACAGAGAAACCUUGUUGACUAGCCCUAUUGUACUCUUCACCAAAGCAAGGAAGACAAAUCAAGAGUCCCCAAGAGACAAAACAUUUGCAGUCAUUGUAAACACACGCCAUCCCAACAUACGAGCUGAGAUUGAGAAAGGUAUGAACAGUGCCAUAACAUCGGUUUGGGGAGAAAGUUACAGUCUUCAGUUUGACUUCCAAAGGGCCAUCAAGCAGUUCUUCUCAACUGUCAAUUAUGACACAGAUGGAGAAGGCCUGUCAAUUUCCUUCGAGUUCAAAGCUGACGCUUUAUUUGACAUUUCAUAUAUGUUCGGGUUUAGCAAAAGGAAGGCUGAAGUAAAUGGAAGGGUUUUGAAUCUGUUUUCUGCCAAUGAAGAGAAGAGGAAAAAAGUGAAAAUGUUCCUGGACAAAAUCAGCGAGCCUUACAUCAGACGAAGCAGUAUGCCAGAUCGCAAAAUGAGCCUUUUCUCAAUGGGAUCAAUAGAUGAAGAGGUUUUCAAUUCUGUGCCUUGUAACAUGGGCCCGAGAACAUCAUUGCUUGAAUCUACUCACCCUGCCAUUGCGGAAGAAUCAACAAGCUAAAGCUGAAAACACACCUACCUUGAUUUUUAAAACUGACUCAAGGGAAGAAGAAGAAGAAGAAGAAAGACCAUUUGAUGGCAAAGAUGUUGCUAAUUUUGUAUAAAUGUCUGUAAUGACUGUUUCUAAGAAUGUCUGUUCAAAGCACUGUAUCGGUACAAUGUUGUGUUUUCCAGUAGCCACUGUAAAUAUUAUUUGUUUGGGUUAAACUUAAGGUGACUGAAAAUAUAAUAUUUUAUUUUCCUUAGUAAAACAAAAGGUGAAACGUUGAAUAAGGGGAUGACAGUAAACAAUCCUAGAAUUA